AUGGUUAGGGAGAACGAUCCUUUCUGUAUUGCAUUACAGGAAACCCACUUCCGUCCAGAGACAUUUUUCUCUCUUAGAAACUACAAUACUUACCGCAAGGAUGUCAUACCAGACCGCAGAGCACGAGGUGGUGUGGCCUUACUCGUAAAGCAGAAUAUCAUAGCGCAGGAACAGAGACUGGAUACGGAACUUCAAGCUGUCGCAGUUCGCAUCACAACGCCAUUUGCUGCUACAUUGUGUAGCUUAUACUUACCUGAUGGCGAUUGGCAUAUUGAUCAGUUGUACAGGCUUCUAUCAGAGCUUCCAAGACCAAUUAUUUUGAUGGGCGAUUUUAAUGCGCACUCACCUUUUUGGGGAUCUAUGCGCAGAGAUAUCCGGGGACGAACUAUAGAGGAAUACAUUGAUUCAUCGAACUUAGUUCUAUUGAACUCAGGAUCUCCUACACACUUCGAUAUCAGAACAGCUGGAUCCUCUGCUAUAGAUCUCUCACUAUGCUCACCACAACUGGCUACUAGAUUAUCCUGGAAGAUCAAGGCACUUGAAAGGAUUCAACUGGCAGCCCUAAGAGCGGUUACAGGGGCUUUUCGUACGAGUCCUUCAAGUGCCGUCCUCUGUGAUGCUGCAGCAAUACCCUUACAAUUAAGAGGUGAAAUGCAAACUGCCAUCUAUAUGACUAAAAUAAAAUCUCUUACCAGACAUAUUAACCUGAGUAUAUUGGAAAGCGAUAACGAACACACAAAUCGUCCAACGUAUACACGUCCAGCCAGAAUCCGUAGCCUUGAAUUCCAACAAGCGAACAACAUAUCAAUAAGGGAUGUGCUGCAGAGAGCCCCAUACGACACUCCACCUUGGACUAGGUCAAAGCCACAUAUUGAUAUUCGCCUUUCUGUAUUUCUUAAAAAUGAGACAGCACCCCAGGUGUAUCUCGCUCGUUUCAAACAAAUUACAGAUCACCUCCACGAUCAUCUCUUCAUAUACUCGGAUGGAUCUAAGAGCAGUACCGGAGUGGGAGCAUCAAUAGUAGUUAACAGUGUUUGCCACAUGUGGAGCCUGGAUCCGAUUUCAAGUAUUUUCACUGCAGAAUGUUAUGCCAUCUGGCAGGCACUUCUAUUCUUUGCAUUGUCAUCUAGCUUAGCGUGUUCGAUAGUAUCAGACUCUCUGAGUGUGAUCAGCUCCAUAGGAAAUAACUUCACCAAGGAUGAAAGAAUAAGUCGAAUCUUGAACUUAACCAGCUCACUAGAAAAUGACCAUAAAAAAGUCCGUUUCAUAUGGGUACCUAGUCAUGUGAAUAUUAUCGGCAAUGAAUUGGCUGAUGCAGCGGCAAAGCAAGCAGCCACCAUGCCACCGGAUGAAGGCAUUCCUACUCCGCUAUCUGACUAUGUAAAACACUUAAAAGACACUACAAAACAAGCAUGGCAGCACAAAUGGGACCUAUAUGACGGACACAUGAGAUCCGUCCAGACAAAAAAAUCUUUCGACCCUGAGGCAAAGAUAACCCCAAUGCAGGAUCUGGUUCGCCAAUGGAAAGACAAACCACUACAUGGUCGGUAUAGGAGCCGCAUAGAAGACAACGCCAUUGACACGAAGGCUUCCCAAGGAUGGUUGCAGUCAGGUAAUCUGUUCCUGGAGACGGAGGGCUUCAUAGCCUCCAUCCAGGAUCAGUACAAUAUGCAAAACAUAAAGCAAUGGAAUUGCAAUGGUUGUGUGUCUCAUGUGAAUGAACUUCGUGUGAUGGUUAGGGAGAACGAUCCUUUCUGUAUUGCAUUACAGGAAACCUACUUCCGUCCAGAGACAUCUUUCUCUCUUAGAAACUACAAUACUUACCGCAAGGAUGUCAUACCAGACCGCAGAGCACGAGGUGGUGUGGCCUUACUCGUAAAGCAGAAUAUCAUAGCGCAGGAACAGAGACUGGAUACGGAACUUCAAUGCUGUCGCAGUUCGCAUCACAACGCCAUUUGCUGCUACAUUGUGUAG
Acanthoscelides obtectus is the source of this 1974-nucleotide messenger RNA. Lineage: Eukaryota; Metazoa; Arthropoda; Insecta; Coleoptera; Chrysomelidae. The record is from the annotation of a GenBank genome assembly.